AUGGUCAAGGACGAGCACAAGCGGUUGUUGGAUGCGUCGGGUACGGAGCCUCGGGACGAGGACGCCACCGCGACGGCGAUCUUGAAGCGCAAGAAGAAGGACAACUACUUGCUAGUGGACGAUGCUGUGAAAGAUGACAACUCGGUAAUUGUGGUGAACUCCAACACAAUGGAUCUUUUGCAAUUGUUCCGCGGAGAUACAGUCCUGGUAAAGGGCAAGAUGAGAAAGGACACGGUGCUUAUUGUGUUGCUGGACGACGAGCUUGCGGACGGCGUGUGUCGUAUAAAUCGUGUGGUGCGGAACAACUUGCGGGUGCGUCUUGGGGACCUUGUUUCUAUUCAUCCCUGCCCGGAUAUCAAGUAUGCGGAGCGUAUUUCGGUGUUGCCAAUUGCGGACACGAUUGAGGGCCUCACGGGCAACUUGUUCGAUGUAUACUUGAAGCCGUACUUUGUGGAGGCCUACCGCCCUGUUCGUAAGGGCGACCACUUCAUAGUGCGGGGGAGCAUGAGGCAGGUCGAGUUUAAGGUGGUGGAUGUGGAGCCGGAGGACUACGCUGUCGUGGCGCAGGACACGAUUAUCCACUCCGAUGGUGAGCCAAUUAACCGGGAAGAUGAGGAGAACAACAUUAAUGAGGUAGGCUAUGAUGACAUUGGUGGCUGCCGGAAGCAAAUGGCCCAGAUUCGGGAGAUGGUCGAGUUACCUUUGCGGCACCCACAGCUAUUCAAGGCGAUCGGUAUAAAGCCGCCCAAGGGUGUGCUCAUGUACGGUCCACCUGGUACCGGUAAAACUCUAAUGGCGCGUGCGGUCGCCAAUGAGACUGGUGCUUUCUUCUUUCUCAUUAAUGGGCCAGAGGUCAUGUCGAAAAUGGCCGGUGAGUCCGAGUCUAACUUGCGCAAGGCUUUCGAGGAGGCAGAGAAGAAUGCUCCAGCUAUCAUCUUCAUCGAUGAGAUUGACUCUAUCGCCCCCAAGCGUGACAAGACCAACGGUGAGGUUGAAAGAAGGGUUGUUUCGCAGUUGCUAACUUUGAUGGAUGGUAUGAAGUCAAGAUCUAACGUCGUCGUAAUCGCUGCCACUAACAGGCCGAACUCCAUUGACCCAGCGCUAAGACGUUUUGGUAGAUUUGACCGUGAAGUAGACAUUGGUAUCCCAGAUGCCACUGGAAGGUUGGAAAUUCUAAACAUCCACACAAAGAACAUGAGAUUGGCUGAUGACGUUGAUUUGGAAGUGCUAGCUGCUGAAACCCAUGGUUAUGUGGGUGCUGAUAUUGCCUCUUUGUGUUCAGAGGCUGCAAUGCAACAGAUUAGAGAGAAGAUGAGUCUAAUUGAUUUGGACGAGGAUGAAAUCGACGCUGAAGUGCUUGAUUCCUUAGGAGUUACAAUGGAUAACUUUAGAUUCGCACUUGGGAACUCCAAUCCAUCCGCGCUACGUGAAACCGUGGUUGAAUCGGUUAACGUUACUUGGGACGAUGUUGGUGGGUUGGAUGACAUAAAGCGGGAGUUGAAGGAAACCGUUGAGUAUCCCGUCUUGCAUCCUGACCAAUACAUUAAGUUUGGUCUAUCGCCAUCGAAAGGUGUGUUGUUUUACGGUCCUCCAGGUACUGGUAAGACGUUGUUGGCAAAGGCAGUCGCAACUGAAGUAUCUGCUAAUUUCAUUUCUGUGAAGGGUCCAGAGUUGCUAAGCAUGUGGUAUGGUGAGUCUGAGUCCAACAUUCGUGAUAUUUUUGAUAAAGCUAGAGCCGCAGCGCCAACCGUUGUCUUUUUGGAUGAACUAGAUUCCAUUGCAAAGGCUAGAGGUGGCUCAAUGGGUGAUGCUGGUGGCGCCUCUGAUAGAGUCGUUAACCAAUUGUUAACUGAAAUGGAUGGUAUGAAUGCAAAGAAAAAUGUUUUUGUCAUCGGUGCCACAAAUAGACCUGACCAGAUCGAUCCAGCCAUUCUAAGACCUGGCAGAUUGGAUCAGUUGAUAUAUGUGCCUCUACCUGACGAGGCUGGCAGAAUGUCUAUCUUAAAGGCGCAAUUAAGGAAGGCGCCUUUGGAGCCUGGCUUAGACUUGGGCGCUAUCGCUAAAGCUACUCAGGGUUUCUCCGGUGCGGACUUGUCUUACAUCGUUCAAAGAGCCGCCAAGUUUGCUAUUAGGGACUCUAUUGAAGCCCAAAAGAGAGCAGAGGCAGAAAGAGCCGAUAAGCCUAAGACCGAAGAUGUUGAGAUGUCGGAUGCCAAUGUCGCCUCUGAAGAGGAGGUUGACGCCGUGCCAUUUAUUACUCGGGAACAUUUUGCUGAUGCAAUGAAGACCGCCAAGCGCUCCGUUUCAGACGCCGAACUCCGUCGGUACGAAGCUUACGCCCAACAGAUGAAGGCAUCAAGGGGACAAUUUGGUAACUUCUCAUUUGGAUCAGAGGCUCGCUCUGAUAGUGGAGCUGGUGCCGCACCAGCGGGCACCGAAAGUUCCGGUGCUGCUGCAUUCAACAACGCUGCUGAUGAAGAUGAUGAUUUGUACAGUUAA
This is a messenger RNA of Eremothecium gossypii ATCC 10895, 2499 nucleotides long. RefSeq names its product AAA family ATPase CDC48 (gene CDC48). Gene Ontology annotation, biological process: autophagosome maturation; mitotic spindle disassembly; retrograde protein transport, ER to cytosol. The transcript has a single exon. Gene Ontology annotation, molecular function: polyubiquitin modification-dependent protein binding; ATP binding; ATP hydrolysis activity. Gene Ontology annotation, cellular component: cytosol; nucleus; VCP-NPL4-UFD1 AAA ATPase complex. NCBI's taxonomy places the organism in Eukaryota, Fungi, Ascomycota, Saccharomycetes, Saccharomycetales, Saccharomycetaceae. Bases 1 to 2499 code for a protein of 832 amino acids. The record is from RefSeq and is marked provisional.